This is a messenger RNA of Asparagus officinalis (garden asparagus), 1085 nucleotides long. RefSeq names its product transcription factor RF2a-like. Gene Ontology annotation, cellular component: nucleus. The record is from RefSeq and is a predicted model, not a curated record. Lineage: Eukaryota; Viridiplantae; Streptophyta; Magnoliopsida; Asparagales; Asparagaceae. Gene Ontology annotation, biological process: regulation of DNA-templated transcription. The transcript has 4 exons. Gene Ontology annotation, molecular function: DNA-binding transcription factor activity. Bases 192 to 743 code for a protein of 183 amino acids.
ACGUGUCCUCCGGUGGGCCAACCGCUGCCGCAACCGACACCGCCAGAUCGAACCAGAAGCCGGGACGCCGCGGCGCCUGCGGCGGCGGGGCCCACCACGGAGGAGCCUGUCGGUGGACGCGGCGUUCUUUGAGAAUCUAGGGUUUGGGUCUGGCGGUGGCUGGUGGGGGCACGGCACAGAGGAGUGGGUCGAUGGAUGAAGGGGAUUCGUCGACGGCGACGUCGUCGGAUUACGCGAAGAAGGCGAUGGCGGCGGAGAAGCUGGCGGAGCUCUCGUUGAUUGAUCCUAAGAGAGCUAAAAGAAUUCUUGCAAAUAGGCAAUCUGCAGCUCGAUCAAAGGAGAGAAAGAUUCGGUAUACCAGCGAACUUGAACGAAAGGUGCAGACUUUGCAGACAGAGGCUACCACUCUCUCGGCACAGCUAACUCUCUUGCAGAGGGACACUACCGGUUUGACUAAUGAGAAUAGGGAACUGAAAUUGCGGCUGCAAGCUAUGGAGCAACAGGCUCAUCUUCGUGAUGCUCUCAAUGAUGCACUGCGAGAAGAAGUUCAACGCCUUAAAAUAGCAACAGGACAGAUUCCUAACAUCAAUGGAAAUGCCUUUAACCGAGGAGGUCUUCAACAUUCCCAGUUCUUCUCUCGGCCUCAGCAGCUGCCUAAUCCAAAUGCUCAUCAGUCUCAAACUCCCCCCAACGGCCAAUCUUUCAGCAAUCUUUCCUUAAACGAUUCUAUGGACUACAUGUGAUGGCUUGAUCUUUGAUCAUCUUUAUAGAUAAUAUUAUCUUCAUUUUGAGAGAAUAUUUCCAAAUUGAAUACUGCAAAAUAGUUGGUUCAGGCAUAGCUCAAUGUAUCUUAGAAAAGGAAGUUAUUUGUAUACUUACUAUUUGAUUAAUAUUUUGUGUUGUAUCAUCCCAGAAUCAAAGUAUGACUAAAGGAAUAGCAAUUAAUGUGGCAUGUUGGUUAGAAGUUAUAGUUUGUACCCUUUGUGACGGUAAUUUUCUGUAUUAAGGGCUUGGUUGUAACUUUGUAACCUUAAAUCACUAAUGGCUUUAUAUAUGAUCAUAUCUGUAUUAAGUUCAUUUUGCAA